Molecule: messenger RNA, 1164 nt
Organism: Alligator sinensis (Chinese alligator)
Lineage: Eukaryota; Metazoa; Chordata; Crocodylia; Alligatoridae
Product: inversin-like
Exons: 7
Coding region: 66-1013 (315 amino acids)
Biological process (GO): protein localization to ciliary inversin compartment
Cellular component (GO): ciliary inversin compartment
Molecular function (GO): protein binding
Source: RefSeq, a predicted model, not a curated record
GGGGGAAAUUCUAUUAGCUGGAACUGCGACUAAAGAUCCAGCCUGUGACAAUUCCUGGAAAGAGUAUGAAUGUUUCAGAGAACUGGCUAUUCAAUCAUUCCUCAUUAGCAUCUCAAGUUCAUGCUGCUGCUGUUAAUGGAGAUAAGAGCACCCUCCAAAAGCUAAUAGCAGGAAACCUUGAUCUGAAAAAUAAAGAGGACCAGUUUGGGAGAACUCCACUCAUGUACUGUGUACUGGCUGACAGAGUGGAUUGUGCUGAGGCCUUGCUGAAGGCAGGAGCAGAUGUUAAUAAAUCUGAUCGUAGCCAGAGAACUGCUCUUCAUCUUGCUGCACAAAAGGGAAAUUAUCGCUUCAUGAAACUUUUACUGGCUCGUAGAGCAAACUGGAUGAAGAAGGAUUUAGAAGGAAUGACUCCUUUGCAUUUAACUACCCAGCACAAGAGUCCAAAAUGCUUAGCUUUGUUGCUAAAAUACAUGGCACCAGGAGAAGUGGAUACACAGGACAAAAAUAAGCAAACUGCUCUGCACUGGAGUGCCUACUACAAUAAUCCAGAGCAUGUGAAACUUCUCAUAAGACAUGAUUCUAAUAUUGGAAUCCCUGAUAUUGAAGGCAAAAUCCCACUUCAUUGGGCAGCUAAUCACAAGGAUGCCAGUGCAAUUCACACAGUCAGAUGUAUUCUGGAUGCUGCUCCUACAGAGUCUCUACUGAACUGGCAGGACUAUGAAGGACGAACUCCCCUUCAUUUUGCUGUGGCUGAUGGGAAUGUGGCAGUGGUUGAUGUCUUGACGUCUUACGAAGGCUGCAAUGUAACAUCUUAUGACAAUCUAUUUCGAACACCUCUUCACUGGGCAGCUUUACUGGGCCAUGCACAAAUUGUCCAUCUCCUAUUAGAAAGAAACAAGUUUGGAACCAUCCCAUCUGAUAGCCAAGGAGCAACACCCCUACAUUAUGCAGCACAGAGUAACUUUGCUGUAAGUAGGUUAUGUCCUAAAUGUAAAUAUCUUGAACUAUAAACAUACAUAAAUUACUGUGGUUGAAAUUGUAUUCACAAAAACAAAGCUCUAGUUGUUUGUAAAGUAAUAUGAAUCCAGUAGUGACUGCACAAGUUUGUUCACAAUUAUGUUGUAUAUUAUGUAUUGAUUUUGAAUUUUUUUUCAAGCCUAG